AACCAUAAACAAUUUCAGUCAUUUCCUAUUGCAUGGUAUCUCACUUUUGUAGGCGCGGAUCUUGGGCACCCGUAUAAAGGUAACAAAUAGAGUUUAGAAAGAGAAUUAGAUUGGUUGAGAGGAGAAUUAGGCAAAAUUGGGUGAUUCAGAAUUUAAGGAUUAGGGUUCUUGAAAGAGACUAGAGAGAAGAGAGAUAAUUCUGACGAUACUUUGAUAGAUUUUCCAUUGACGCCCUUAAUAAUAGAACUGAAGUGCAUUAUAUGGACUCUGAUCCGAAAUCCUAAACGACUAAACCUAAUAAAAUACUAAACUACCCUUAAACCUACUAAUCGUACCCUCAACACUCACGCAUGGAUUUCUCAAUGUCAAUUUACGUGGUGAUUGUCAAACCCUUGUGGGACGUGUUCGGGAGAGGAAUGUGGCCCAUGGUUAGGGUGGUGCACUGCUGGAAGUGAUAUGAUCCCAAUUGGAUCAAUCGUGAAGUUGGAAUUGCUUGAGGAAGAAGGAAGUGGAGUUUGGAAGAAGAAGAAAGGAAUUUGGCUAAGUGUUGGGUCAGGUUUGAGGUACCUACUUUGGGAGCUCAUAUCUCCCAAACAAUUCAAUGAAAAUGUAAGUUUAAGGGCUCAAUGUGAACUUCAAGUCUUUAUAAUUCGAUUGAUAUGUCAUGGAGCUCGAGGAGAUGCCAGGAAGGAUGUUUAUCAAGUCUCACAAAAUGCUAUGAAGGAACCUGGAAACUGUCCAGAUUUGGCUAAGGCAGGAACUGAGUUCAAGAUGCUACCUUUGAAGACCUAUAACUUGAGUUUGAGAGAUGCAUUCGAGCUGAUUCAAGUUGGAGGAGACAGAGGAAGUUCCCUUCUACAACGACAAGGGAUUGGGUGAGAUCGAAUCAUCUAGGAAGACUAUUUUCGAGGGCUUCAAAGAAGCUACCUCGCACUGCCAGUAAUCCGAGUCCCACAAGGAUUCUUAAGUCUAUUCGGAUUAUGAUUGUAAUUCAGUUUCCUUGCUUAGUUAGGUUAGUUUCAAUCAUUAUUCUAGUUUGUUUGUAAUUGUGUAAGCCUAUAAAAGGCCUCAAACUCGUUUUGUAUCAUUCAGAUUGCAUUGAAUAAGAAAAACCCAAAAUUGAACAACUUGCGAGUUGAUCGUUGAGCUUAGGAUUUGGUUGCGAUCAAACCUAGGAACAUUGAGUCUAUUAGCCGAGUUUUCACCCUCAGUUACUCGAAGACAACAUUAUAUCUCGAGUGCUUCUUCCCAGGUGUGAAGAAACCCUCAGAUUUCAUCUAUUUUAGUGCUCGAAGCUAGCUACCUAGGCUGGUUUCGGAACUCUGUUUCGUCAGGAGCAAGGAAGAGGUCUGAUUCAAUUGAGUUGAGGCCUGUGCUGCGUUAAAUUCUGAUCUUACACCCUCCCAGGGCGUAUUAGGAAGAAAUUCAGAUAACUAUGUCAGCUUUUUCUACUUUUUUUAGUACUUUUACUCUUUGAUAGUAUAACAGGGUUGUUCAUUUAGUGGCUCAAAAAGUCUUUUUAUCGACAGUUCGAAUAUUUGUCGACUACCCCAAUUGGUAAUGUGAUGCUUUGCGACUAUCUAUUUUAACUUCAUAUCUAUGAGAAUUUUUUUUUUUUUUUUUUUUUGCUCUUGUGUGAGUUUUUGAUGGGUUCUUACAAUGAUGAAUGAUACAUUACUUAAAACCAAAAGGGACCAGUCCUGGCCAGCUGUGAGAAACGGCAGACGGAGGUCACCCAAAGAAACUACAAAAGAGGAAGAAAAGGAUGCAGAACAGAACACCGAGGUUGCCCAGCUACGAGGGCACACAAAAGCUCACAAGAGUACACUAGCACUCCAGGAGCAAUCCAAAUAAAAUACACCAGGCUGAUUAGUGAUUAGUAGUAUACAGCUAACUAGGAAAGACAAUUGUACCCGACUACCCGUAAUUGUAGGUAUCCGAUACUUCUCAGUUCAAUUAAUGAAGGGAAUUCCGUCUU
Linum trigynum is the source of this 1978-nucleotide messenger RNA. Lineage: Eukaryota; Viridiplantae; Streptophyta; Magnoliopsida; Malpighiales; Linaceae. The record is from the annotation of a GenBank genome assembly.